AGACAAAGAAAUGACCCAAGCUUCUAUAAUCUUCUUCAAGAAUUACGAUAUGGCUGCCUAUCUGAAAACUCAAAAAAAAUGAUUAAUGAUAAAAUUGAAAACUCAAAUCUAGAAUACAAUGCUAUUACAUCUACUCACCUU
This is a messenger RNA of Racocetra persica, 141 nucleotides long. Lineage: Eukaryota; Fungi; Glomeromycota; Glomeromycetes; Diversisporales; Gigasporaceae. The record is from the annotation of a GenBank genome assembly.